CCACGAAGCGGAUUACAGCUUCAGUGCUGCGUCUGCUGCUACAUCAUCUCAGCUGAUCCGGAGGAUUCCCUCUGCAAGGAAACAAACAAUUGCCCUGCCUGUAUGCUCAGCUCAGCACGACACCAUGGAUUUCAACGUCAAAAAACUGGCUUCUGAUGCAGGGGUCUUUUUCACCCGGGCAGUGCAGUUCACAGAGGAGAAGCUGGGCCAGGCUGAGAAGACAGAGCUGGAUCCUCACUUAGAGAACCUAAUCACUCGGGCUGAUGGCACCAAGAACUGGACUGAAAAGAUCUUAAGACAAACAGAGGUGCUCCUGCAGCCCAACCCAAUUGACCACACUGGUGCUCGAAUAGAGGAGUUCAUCUAUGACAAGCUGGAUAAGAAGCUUCCCUCCAAGGCAACCAAUGCAGAGCUGCUGGGCCAGUACAUGCUGGAAGCUGCCAAUGAAUUUGGUCCGGGGACGCCAUAUGGCAGUACCCUGAUCACAGUGGGAGAGUACCAGAAGAGACUGGGAGGAGCAGAGCGCGAGUUCCUCCAUACCUCAGCUACCACCUUCCUCACUCCUCUACGCAACUUCCUGGAAGGAGACUGGAGGACUAUAUCAAAAGAGAGGCGACUGCUGGAGAAUCGACGGCUGGAUCUUGACAUCUGCAAAGCACGCCUGAAAAAAGCCAAGAAUGCAGAAGCUAAAGGAGCGGUGAGAUGAAAUGCCUCAUUGUCACUGUGGU
Micropterus dolomieu (smallmouth bass) is the source of this 728-nucleotide messenger RNA. Its product is annotated as endophilin-B2-like. Gene Ontology annotation, molecular function: protein binding. NCBI's taxonomy places the organism in Eukaryota, Metazoa, Chordata, Actinopteri, Centrarchiformes, Centrarchidae. The coding region runs from base 125 to 706 and encodes 193 amino acids. The transcript has 6 exons. The record is from RefSeq and is a predicted model, not a curated record. Gene Ontology annotation, cellular component: cytoplasm.